Molecule: messenger RNA, 3047 nt
Organism: Danio aesculapii
Lineage: Eukaryota; Metazoa; Chordata; Actinopteri; Cypriniformes; Danionidae
Gene: slc40a1
Product: solute carrier family 40 member 1
Exons: 8
Coding region: 256-1944 (562 amino acids)
Biological process (GO): iron ion transmembrane transport
Cellular component (GO): basolateral plasma membrane
Molecular function (GO): peptide hormone binding; iron ion transmembrane transporter activity
Source: RefSeq, a predicted model, not a curated record
CACGGUGCUAGGCUGCAUCCGUGCCAGCGGCUCUCGCCAUUUCGGGAAUUAUAUGUUUUUAUUCACAUAGUUGUUCUAGAAAAGGUUAUUUCUCUCCGACUUCAGCUACAGUGAUAGCUAAGUUUGGAGAGGAGAGAAGGGAGAUAUUCGUGUUUUGCGUAGGAAUAUAUUUACAGCGAGGAUUUACUUUGCCUGAGCCUUACAAAGGAGUUCAAAUCCCGGCGAGGAAAAAACACAAUCGAUAAAUAACGCACAAUGGACAGCCCUGCAUCAAAGAAACCUCGGUGUGAGAGGUUCCGCGAAUUCUUCAAGUCUGCAAAAUUCCUCAUUUACGUCGGACAUGCCCUCUCGACAUGGGGGGAUCGAAUGUGGAAUUUUGCCGUGGCUGUGUUUCUGGUGGAGUUGUAUGGCAAUAGUUUACUCCUGACAGCCGUGUAUGGACUGGUGGUUGCGGGGUCCGUGCUCUUACUGGGCGCUAUUAUUGGUGACUGGGUGGACAAAAACCCCAGACUGAAAGUGGCACAGACAUCUUUGGUUGUCCAGAACAGUGCUGUCAUUCUCUGUGGUGUCCUUUUGAUGGCUGUUUUCCAGUUCAAACAACAGCUUUCUAGCAUGUAUGAUGGAUGGUUACUGACAACAUGCUACAUAAUGGUCAUCUCCAUUGCUAAUAUAGCUAACCUGGCCAGCACAGCUAUGUCCAUCACCAUCCAAAGAGACUGGGUUGUGGUUGUGGCUGGAGAUGAUCGGAGCAAAUUGGCAGAUAUGAAUGCAACUGUCAGAAUAAUUGACCAGUUGACCAACAUUCUGGCUCCGAUGCUUGUGGGCCAGAUCAUGGCAUUUGGCUCCCACUUCAUUGGCUGUGGUUUUAUCUCUGGCUGGAACCUGUUCUCCAUGUGCCUGGAGUACUUCCUGCUUUGGAAAGUUUAUCAGAAAACUCCAGCGCUUGCCUUCAAGGCAGGACAGAAGGACAGCGAUGACCAAGAGCUGAAACAUCUCAACAUACAAAAAGAAAUUGGAAACACUGAAAGCCCAGUUGAAGUCUCCCAGCUGAUGAAUGAAAGCUCUGAGGCCAAAAAGGACACCGGGUGCUGCUACCAAAUGACAGAGCCCAUCCGUACCUUUAAAGAUGGCUGGGUAGCCUACUACAAUCAGUCCAUCUUCUUCGCCGGCAUGUCUCUGGCUUUCUUAUACAUGACUGUUCUGGGCUUCGACUGCAUCACCACAGGCUACGCGUACACUCAGGGCCUGAACGGCUCCGUGCUCAGUCUCCUCAUGGGAGCCUCGGCUGUAUCUGGGAUCUGUGGGACAGUGGCCUUCACCUGGAUCAGAAAAAAGUGCGGCCUCAUCAGGACGGGCUUCAUCGCUGGAGUCACCCAGCUGUCCUGUCUCACGCUGUGUGUAGCAUCUGUCUUCGCCCCUGGCAGCCCUUUCGAUCUCAGCGUCUCGCCCUUCGAAGAGGUCUUAAGACAUCUGUUUGGAGACAGCGGCUCGCUGCGUGAGAGUCCUACAUUCAUUCCUACAACUGAACCCCCGAUUCAGGCCAACGUCACCGUUUUUGAGGAAGCCCCCCCAGUAGAGUCCUACAUGUCUGUCGGGCUUCUCUUCGCUGGUGUUAUUGCUGCUAGAAUUGGUCUUUGGUCCUUUGACUUGACCGUGACCCAACUGAUCCAAGAGAAUGUGAUUGAGUCCGAGAGAGGAGUCAUCAACGGCGUCCAGAACUCCAUGAAUUAUCUUCUCGAUCUCCUGCACUUCAUCAUGGUCAUCCUUGCACCAAAUCCUGAAGCCUUUGGUCUUCUUGUAAUCAUCUCCGUUUCCUUCGUGGCUAUGGGACAUAUGAUGUAUUUCAGGUUUGCCUAUAAAAGCCUUGGAAGCCGACUCUUCCUGUUCUGUUCACCCGAGCAGAAGCCAGAUCCCAAUAUUCCCUCACUUCCAAACUCUGUAUAGCUUUUUAAAGAGACCGUAGGCCAUUUCUACUAGAGCACAGGGUGCUGUGUUCUUCCAGAACUUUGCCAGGAUCCCAUCUGUUUUACUAACAUGCAUGCUUUUGCUGCUUGCAGUGCUGUGCAUUGAGUAAAUAUCCUCUGCCAUAAGCUAAAAUAACAAAGAGAAGGAGUUCUCCUUAGCAUAGCAUACUUCUCACUAUCAUGUUCAAGGUGCUGUAAAAAUGCCAGAGAAGCGACCGUAGGAGGAAAUAUAUACACGGAAACUACGGUUCUAUCAUGCUUUAAUGACUUUUGUAAGAGCUCCAAAGCAAAAAUUAGCAUAUUUAUUCUACUUUUACGUAUUAUAUAUAUUUUUUUUCAACUUUAUGGUCGUAGUUAACCUUCAGACUAGUUAUGAGAGUUUUGCAACGUGCUCUACUUAUGAUAGUGUAGUUUUGUAAUGUCUGUCCCUUCUUGCAAGCCACGGUUAAAGUCUCUUUAAUAGUUAUUAAGAGUGCGCUAGUUAUUCAUUCAGGUAAGCUUUUAUAAUGCUUAUAUAUUUAUAUACACGUGUAGUCAGUAUUCUUUAUCUCAGCUUCGGUGGUGCUAUGUUAUUUCAACUCUUCUGGAAAGCUAUGCAGGCGGUUUAUACAUGUAACCAAAGUGGAUUUUUUUGGCAUCGCAUGGAAGUGAGGGAAUUGCCGUUUUUCUUGUGUUAAACAUUCCAUAUUCUUAUUACUGGUGUGACGAUUUCUUGGAGAUUUAGGCGCUGAUAUGCUCCCCAUCGCAGCUAGAGAUUUUAGCACAAGGUAUUUUUGUUCCUGUUUGAUUUGAAAGUGAUUUUCGCACAUAAUUCUUGUUUUUAUUUGCAAAGAUUGUUACACAUGCACUUUACAUGAUUAAUAUACGUUGUCCAUCACAAAACAAGCGCAACAAGACACUUCAGGUAUUACGAUAUUUGCACAAUAGACAAAACCUGCCGACGAAGUUCACGGCUAGGCAAGACAUCUGAUAUUUUUACAUGCAAAUUUAGUCCAAAAUGGGAUUUUCAAAGUACAUUAACCUCAAACCUCAUUAUUUUUUCCUUCCUCUAUAUAUAUAUAUAUAUAUAUAUAUAUAUAUAUA